This is a messenger RNA of Cannabis sativa, 1886 nucleotides long. RefSeq names its product flotillin-like protein 4. Gene Ontology annotation, biological process: protein localization to plasma membrane. Gene Ontology annotation, cellular component: plasma membrane raft; plasma membrane. The record is from RefSeq and is a predicted model, not a curated record. Lineage: Eukaryota; Viridiplantae; Streptophyta; Magnoliopsida; Rosales; Cannabaceae. Bases 311 to 1771 code for a protein of 486 amino acids. The transcript has 2 exons.
UUACCAAACACAAAGAGAACAUAAAACCAAAAAAGAAACUAAAUUAAAUGCUUACAAAAACAAUCCUUAAUUUCAAAUUUAAUAAUAAUAAAUUAAAUACCACAUUUAUCGUAUAAAAAAUGAUAAAUAAAUAAUAAUAAAUAGGAUAGAGACCAAUUCAAAGUGAAUGAUUAAGGAGAAAAGAAAAGUAAUUGAAUUUAUUUAAUUAAGGAUUAAAUUGCAAAACCAUUGUCAUUAACUUCUCAAAUCCUACUUAUAAAUACUCAUUGGAAUUAUUGAUCAAUAUUGGGAAAUAUAAUAUAAUAACAAAAUGUAUUAUAAAGUUGCAAAGGCAUCGGAGUACCUGGUAAUCACCGGCGCCGGAAUCGACGACGUAAAGCUAGUGAAAAAAGCAUGGAUUCUCCCAGGUCAAUCUUGCACAGCCUUUGACCUCUCUCCGGUCAAUUACACCUUCGAAGUCCAAGCCAUGAGUGCCGAAAAGCUCCCCUUUGUCCUCCCGGCCAUCUUCACCAUCGGUCCACGUGCCGAUGACAUCAAGAGUCUCGAACUCUAUGCCAAGCUCAUGACAACUCACGACAAGCUCUCUCACCACGUGAGAGAGCUUGUCCAGGGAGUCAUCGAGGGCGAGACUCGUGUUCUCGCUGCCUCGAUGACUAUGGAACAGAUCUUUAGAGGUACUAAAGAGUUUAAAAGAGAGGUUUUCGAUAAAGUUCAACUCGAACUUAAUCAAUUCGGGCUUGUGAUUUACAAUGCUAAUGUGAAACAACUCGUUGAUGUGCCCGGACACGAGUAUUUCUCUUAUUUAGGGCAAAAGACUCAGAUGGAAGCGGCGAACCAGGCUAAGAUUGAUGUGUCUGAGGCUAAGAUGAAAGGUGAGAUUGGUUCUAAACUCAGAGAAGGUCAGACGGUUCAGAAUGCCGCGAAAAUUGAUGCCGAGACGAAGAUUUUGUCGACGCAAAGGCACGGUGAGGGUAUGAAGGAGGAGAUUAGGGUUAGGAGUGAAGUGAAGGUGUUUGAGAAUGCGAGAGAGGCUGAGGUGGCUGAGGCUAAUGCUGAGCUGGCUAUGAAAAAGGCGGGUUUGACUAAGGAUGCACAAUUGGCGGAGGUCGAGGCGGCCAAGGCGGUGGCACUAAGGGAGGCUGAGCUACAACAAAUGGUGGAGAAAAUGAAUGCUUUGACAAUGACUGAGAAGCUCAAGGCUGAGUUCCUUAGCAAAGCUAGUGUUGAAUAUGAGACUAAGGUACAAGAAGCAAAUUGGGAGCUGUACAAGAAGCAAAAAGAAGCAGAAGCAAUUUUUUACGAAAAGCAGAAAGAGGCAGAGGCGAAAAAGGCGAUAGCCGAAGCCGAGCUAUACGCACGGCAACAAGCGGCGGAAGGAGAAUUGUAUGCAAAGAAGAAAGAGGCAGAGGGACUCAUUGCUUUGGGUUCAGCUCAAGCCACAUAUGUAACCACUCUUCUACAAUCUCUUGGAGGUAACUACCAUGCUUUGAGAGACUAUCUCAUGAUUAACAAUGGUAUGUUUCAAGACAUUGCCAAGAUCAAUGCUGAUGCUGUUCGUGGUCUUCAACCCAAGAUUAGUGUCUGGACUAACGGUAACGGUAAUGAAGGAGAUCAUAAUAAUAAGGCUAUGAAAGAGGUUGCUGGAGUUUAUCAAAUGUUACCGCCGUUAUUUAAGACAGUUCAAGAACAGACUGGAAUGUUGCCACCUUCUUGGAUGGGAACCUUGUCCACUGAUUCUCCUAUUGAUCACUCACCCAAUUCUCACACUUAAAUGGCCUUUUUAUAAUUAUUAUUAUGGAUUUUAUAUAUUUAUCUUUUGUUCAAACAGUUUUUUUUUUUUGUUGGUCUACCAAGACAUUUUAGAAUUUAUAUCAUGAAUUUAUAAA